This is a messenger RNA of Onychostoma macrolepis, 6290 nucleotides long. It is a transcript of the gene dusp10, whose product is annotated as dual specificity phosphatase 10. The coding region runs from base 257 to 1624 and encodes 455 amino acids. Gene Ontology annotation, cellular component: cytoplasm; cytosol. The record is from RefSeq and is a predicted model, not a curated record. Gene Ontology annotation, biological process: protein dephosphorylation; negative regulation of JUN kinase activity. NCBI's taxonomy places the organism in Eukaryota, Metazoa, Chordata, Actinopteri, Cypriniformes, Cyprinidae. Gene Ontology annotation, molecular function: MAP kinase tyrosine/serine/threonine phosphatase activity; protein tyrosine/threonine phosphatase activity. The transcript is spliced from 4 exons.
GUUCAGGCGCACGUCAGUCUGAAGUGAUACUAGUGCGGAGCCGCUACAAACUCCAACUCCAUCAGUGAAGAGAGAGCAAAGCAGGACGGGAGGAAAAUGCUGCGGGUCUCCAGCGCCGGGACCGGCUGAGCGGCUCAGACUGAUCGAUAAGCAGCGGAAGGAAGACACUGCUGAUAAACGCCACUCGCAUUGACCAGCUUGCGACCGAGCGGACAUCUGAGUUCUCCGUGGUGUGCCAGCCCUCUGUGGUCUCUCCAUGCCUCCUUCUCCUCUAGACGACAGAAUUGUGGUGGCGCUGCCAAGGCCUAUACGACCUCAGGAACUCCGACUCCGCCUGGACACCAGCUACCUGGAAACCACCGUGGGCACCGUCGGUCAGUCGACGGUCAUCAGCAGCACCACCGUGGUGAAGAUCCAGGCGUAUAUGCCCUCGUCCAGCGGCUCCACGCGCUCGCUGACGUGUGGAUGCAGCAGUGCCAGCUGUUGCACGGUGAGCACCUACGAGAAGGACGGCCAGGUCAGCGCCAGCAGCCCUAACCUGAACUCCGGAGUGGGCUAUGGCGUCCCCACGGAGGCCUACAGUGCUCCCAGUCUCACCUCCGGCCUGAGCAGGGGCGGCAUGCGGGUCAUCCACCCCAACGAACUGGCCAAGAAGCUGACGCAUUGCCCGCUGGGCCACCCGGUGGGGCCGGUGCCCGUCAUCAUCGACUGCCGGCCCUUCAUGGAGUUUAACAAGAGCCACAUCCGAGGCGCCGUGCACAUCAACUGCUCGGACAAGAUCAGCCGCCGACGGCUCCAGCAGGGCAAGAUCACCGUCCUGGACCUCAUCUCCUGCCGGCAGAGCAAGGACUCCUUCAAGGGGAUUUUUUCCAAAGAGCUGGUGGUGUACGACGAAAGCACGGUGGACCCGGGCCGGCUGACGCCGUCUCAGCCUCUGCAUGUGGUUCUGGAGUCCCUGCGGAGGGAAGGAAAGGACCCUAUCGUUCUUAAAGGAGGCCUCGCUGGUUUCCGACAGAGCCACGAUGAUCUGUGCGAGCACUCUCUUCACCUGGAAGGACAGGACGGCGGUACCGCGGUGGGCCUGUCGGGGGCGCUACCUCAUUCCCUGCCCUCCACGCCGGACAUCGAGAACGCAGAGCUGACGCCAAUCCUCCCCUUCCUGUACCUGGGCAACGAGCGGGACGCUCAGGACCUGGAGCUCAUGCAGCGCAUGGACAUCGGCUUCAUCCUGAACGUCACCACGCACCUGCCGCUCUACCACUACGAGCUCGGCCUGUUCAAGUACAAGCGCUUACCCGCCACCGACAGCAACAAGCAGAACCUGCGGCAGUACUUCGAGGAGGCCUUCGAGUUCAUCGAAGAGGCGCACCAGGCCGGCCGGGGGCUCCUCAUUCACUGCCAGGCCGGCGUGUCGCGCUCCGCCACCAUCGUCAUCGCCUACCUGAUGAAACACACCUGGAUGACCAUGACAGACGCCUACAAGUUCGUCAAGUCCCGGCGGCCCAUCAUCUCGCCCAACCUCAACUUCAUGGGCCAGCUUUUAGAGUUCGAGGAAGACCUGAACAACGGCAUCACUCCGCGCAUACUCACGCCCAAACUCACCGGCCUCGAGACCGUCGUAUAGCGGCUCCUUUCCAGACGGAAUAUCCUUGGUUUUUGGAUGAGGCGCGCAUGAGGAAAACAAAACGUCCCGUCGAUGUUCAGCCAAACACUGUGCUGCGGUCAUACGACGGCUCUUGGCCGCUGGUGCUGGCUAAAGCCCCCAGAGGAGGCUGGAUUUCACUCGUUUCAAUGUACUUACUCUAUUUUUAUACACCUAAGGUGGCUUCACUGUGCAAUAACGUCUGUGUGGAAAGCAGCCGGGUACGUGAUGUGUACAUAACGAGAGCGAGACUUUCGGUCCACCUGGUUAGUCGCGUACUUUUGUGUUUUUCUUACGUUUAGGCACUAAUUUAUGACAUUUAAAACCAGCUUUGUACACUACCAGUCAAACGUUUUUGAACGGUAUGAUUUUUUAAAGAAGUCUCUUCUGUUCAACAAGCCUGCAUUUAUUUGAUCCAAAGUGCAGUAAAAUUUUAAAACAUUUUUACUAUUUAAAAUAACUGCUUUCUAUUUGAAUAUAUUUUAAAAUGUAAUUUAUUCCUGUGAUUUCAAAGCUGAAUUUUUAGCAUCAUCUGAUCCUUCAGAAAUCAUUCUAAUAUUCAGAUUUGCUGCUCUAAAAAAAAAAAAAAAAAACAUUUAUUAUUAUUAUACAGCCGAGUAGAUUUUUUUUUUCAGGUUUCUUUGAUGAACAGCAGUAUAGUGUAUAAUGUUACAAAAGCUUUUUAUUUCAGAUAAAUGCUGAUUUUUGGAUCUUCCUAUUCAUCAAAGAAUCCUGAAAAAAAUGUACUCAACUGUUUUAAAUAUUGAUAAUAAUAUUUUAAAAAUGUUUCUUGAGCAGCAAAUCAGCAUAUCAGAAUGAUUUCUGAAGGAUCAUGUGACUCUGAAAACUGCAGUAAUGAUGCUGAAAAUUCAGCUUUGGUCACAGAAAUAAAUUACAUUUUAAAAUAUAUUCAAAUAAGAAAGCAGUUAUUUUAAAUAAAAAAAAUAUUUCACAAUUGUACUACUUUUGCUGUAUUUUGGAUCAAGUAAAUGCAGGCUUGGUGAGCAGAAGAGACGUCUUUAAAAACGUUUGACUGGUAGUGUAUAUGUUCAGAUGCUUGUUUGUGUAUUUAUGUCUUUAGUAUCGCUGACAAUCAGAACAAACCUCAUUUGAAUGUCCUUUAAAAAUAACCGAUUGCAUGAUUACGACAAGAUGAAAACGAACCUAUAUUACUAUUAUAUUAUCAUUGAAAUAUAGCUAAAAUCAUUUGCUUGAGAAUCAACGAGCUGUUUUUUUAUUUGUUUGCACUGACCGUUUUCAUAUUAGUUUGUUCAGCGUUGCACAUUCGGUCUGUUUCUGCUUCUGUAAGUGUGUGUUUGUGUGAAUGGGAUCGGUAUCUAACGUAUAUGACGCUUGUAUGUUUUUGGGCUUCACUGUGUUUAACGGUUCAACUCUCUCAUGACCUCAAACUGGCCAGAAAGAUGGAUGGAUGCUUGUGAAGUUCAGCUUUUUGCGCACACGUAAGAAUCGUGCCUCUAUUGGUGCCUUAACUCAUUUUUUGUGAUUUUUUUUUGAGUGUGUGAAAAGGUAACGGCUUUAAACCGGAGCACGAGGUGUUUCUGUGUGUUUUGAAGAGUCAAAAGGUUGAUUUUUAUCGUGAUUAAGUGUCGUUUUAAAUCACACGGUAUGUUCUUUUGUCUCAUAACAGAACUGAAACGCUGUGAAAUAUCAAAACUCUGGGCUCGUCUAAAUGUGUACAAGAGGACAGUUUAUUAUUCUUCACCUGGACUCUGUCAAUCUUCACAAUUAAGGGUUUUUCUAAAUAGUACAUUUUAGUUUUUCAGCUUUACACAAACCUCCUGCACUUACGGCCGUACGAUUUUGAAAACUUGCAUAUUACUGCUUUUGUUGAACUAAAACAAGUAGUGCUCUUAGAAAAGCAACUAGAAAUUUUACCUUGAAUGGUUUCAGUGAAAUUGUUUCCCUAUAUUUGUAAUAUAUAUAUAUAUAUAUAUAUAUAUAUAUAUAGCUAUAAGUAUUGAAAAUUUGACAAAGCAAGCGACUUUAUAGUAAUAUAUAGUAAUAAGUGACGUAAUAUUUAAGAGAUCCUUACAGUCAAUAAAAUCAGACUUUAUUAUUAUUAUUAUUAUUAUUAUAAAAACCCAACCAGCACACUUAUUAUUCUAACUCACUACUGAUCAGGCCAUUAGAAAUGAUUAAAAAUGAUUAUAUUCAAAGCAGUAGAUCAGACACUGUGCCAGUAUCAGAAAACAACCUACUCGUUCACUUUUUUCUCUUUCUUAGUUUUUAUUGCAGCUUCAACACAUGGAAGCUUUUUUUUAUUUAUGUCAGUAUUUCAAGAUAUAAACUCAGAACUGCAAGAAAAGAAGCUACAAUUGGCUUUUCUUUUUUAUUCUCAGGCAGAAACAGAGAACAGAAUUGUGAGAUGUAAACUGUAAAUUCUGAGAAAAAAGUCAGAAUUAUUAGUUUAUAUCCUGUUUAUAAUUCUAAGUUAUCUAUCUUCUUUUACUCAAUUUUUUUUAAUUUUUUUUUUUUUUUUUUUUUUUUUAUUCCAUGGUGGAAUAAUAAAAAAAAAAAAAUUGCAAGAUGUAAACUCAGAAUUCUGGGAAAGUUUAUAAUCUUGCAGUUUUGAUUUAUUUAUUUUUCGUCUCAGAAUUAUAAGAAACAUCCCCCUCAGAAUUCUGAGGAGAAAAUAAUUAUUUGUUAUCUCACAGCUCUUUUCUUGCAAUCUGAUCUUUCUUUCCUAAAAACUACGAGAAAAAAGUUAGACUUGUAAGGUAAAAAGUCACAGUUACCUUUUUAUUACUGAGAAACAGAACUGAGAGAAAAAUGAAUUCUGUUUAUAGCUUUUUUUUCUCUCAGAAUUGCAAGAAAAAAAUCUGAAUUGUGAGAUAUAAAGUCGCAAUUACCUUUUUAUUAUUUUAUUCCGUGGCAGAAACGGGCUUCCUUAUCGACCUCCUAAGAUAUAUCGUUAAAUCAAAAUGUUGGAUGAUAAAAACCGAAUGCAAAGCACACUUUGAAUCUUUUAAGCUUUCCUGUAAAUUUACCGCGGUAUGCUAAAGGUGCAUAUUCUGUUCCAUUCAUGUUCAGCUGAUGCAAAGUGUAUUUUAUUUUCAAACGCUGGUUUAAUGUCACUUCUGUCACACUGUGCUUGUACGAGCGCGACCCGGACCAUCUGAAUCCAGCUCCAGGAUUUCAAGGGCAAAAACUCUCUGGGUGCGCUCAGCAGACGGUAGACAUUUGCUAAUGGAUUUCUAUGCAUUGUUUAUAUUUUUGCACUGACUUAAAGAAAAAGAAAGAAAAAAAGCGUUUAAGUUUCUUUUUUUAAUUUAUUAUUUUCCCACAAAGGUGCUACGACGCUGGAGGCCUUCCACACUGUUUUUGCAUGACCUGCUUUGGUAAAGUGUCUUCCUGUAAGCCAAGAGCUCUCUUUAAAUGUCAGAGUUCACAACACUGUUAUUUUGUAAUGUGGGGUUUGGAAAUAAACCACAAAAAUGAAAAGAUUUUGAAUGGCUUAUUUAAUGUUUAUAAAGCUAAUGGUUGCAUCACAUGAGCAUCACUGUGACUACUUUUCAUACUGUAUUUGUAUUAGAGCAAAAAUCUAACCAGCAACAUGAUUAAAAAAAACACUUCGGCAGUCGCAUAGCAAUACCCUGGCAACCAGCCACAACGUCUAAGCAUGUGCAUAGCAACGCAUUACAAUCUACUCAGAGCCAGUGUUGUUAUUGUUAACUAAAGCUAAAGCAUAUAUAUAUAUAUAUAUAUAUAUAUAUAUAUAGCAGUGCAUUCAGAAAGUAUUCAGACCCCCUUCACUUUUUUCAAUUUUGUUAUGUUGCAGCCUGAUAGUACAAUUGUUUAAAUUCAUUUUUUUCUCUCAUUAAUCUACACUCCGCACCUCAUAAUGACAAAGUGAAAACAGAAUUUAGAAGUGAACAUCUAUUUUGUAAUAUACAAUGCUUAUUAUGCAUUAAAAUGUUUGGAAAAGUGCAGUACCCCUCAUUCUUCCUACUAACUCUCACAGUCACUCUGCUGCCGCUCGUAUCCGUCUAUAUUUGUUGCUGGGAUUGUCCGGGUGGGAGGGUUGAAUUCUCUCCAUAGGAACAGAGGCCAAAAAUAGUUUUUAGUGUGGUUUCUAAUUAGAAGUGAUGAGAGUCCCGCCUCGUUAAUUUGCUCCAAUCGCUGCUGUCAGUCGGCCGCACUAGAAUAGCUGUGAUCACAGCGCUGCCGUGUUAUGGACGUAUUAGGCAAAGCCAAGCUCUGACAACUGAAGGAGGGGCUCCGAGGCUUCAUGAGACUCUCUGGAAUCCUCUGCUGUGAACUUUAACUUUGAUGAAGCUCCUAAACAUCCUACAACUCAAACUGACCCAAAUUGGGGCUCGGGUCACAGGAGACAGAUCUGGCACACUGGUUUUCUGGGAGAAAGAAUUGAGACGUUGAUCUGUCAUCCGUGUGUUUUCUUUCCAGGGUUUGUGUCGUGGGAAUUGAAGCAUGUGGCUUUAAUGGCACCCUUGUGGGCGUCUGAUUCAGGGUCAGCUGUCCCACCUUUCACAGUGACAUUUCUAAAGUGUGCCGUGACUGAAUUACACUUAAAAUAUCCUAAUUCGUGGCGUUAUUCUGUUACCUUUUAUAAAACCGAUAAAUAGCGUUUCUGCUGAUGUCAGAAGUGGGAAAAGUUGGCAGUGACAUA